UUUGACAAUAUUUCACCUUCAGAACAGCAACAGUUGGCUUUUACAGAGUUUCUACCCUGUGAAUAUCAUGUGCAGUACUGCGUGUGCUCUGGAGGAUAUCUUAACACACAAAGUUAAAAAAAAACAAAUAUGCCUGCAGAGACAAAAAUGCCUCAGUUACCUCACUGUAAUAACAACAGAACAGUAGCAUUUAACAAUCUUACAGGGCUGCAGUUGCACAGCACAUGCACAACACAAUCCAUCCAGUGAUCCUUUGGACUGGUGACAACACAUUGUGCUGAAUCUUCUGGCUCCCAGUCAUUACACAUAACACUACACACAGCAGCUGCAGGUGUUUGGGUGUUAAAGUUAAACUCAAAGUUGCUUCAGGAUGAGCUGCAAGUGGAUGAUGAUGGGAAAUGGCUUCUGGAGUGCACACAUGAAUGCUGCUUUAUACACUGUAAAGCUCAUUAGGGACACUAGAUCUACUGCAGUGUACUUUACUACGCAUGAGCUUUUCAGUUUUUUUGUUUGCUUUUAACUACACAUGUUCAUGUUAGCCGUACAUUUUGAUAUCGAGCUGAGGUCACUCUGAGUCAGCUGUUCCUGCUGCGUUUCAGCUGCUCUCAGCGCUGAAACGAAACAGAUCCGAUCCUCCUCCUCCUUCCUCCACCACAACGCCACACAUCCACCCGUUCAACACGCCCAGUGACGUUUAACGUGAACGAUUACAAGUGUGAUGAGACACGACAUGGACAAACAAAUAACAACAAAAAAAAGAUAAUUAAAAAUCAAUCCACGGUGAUGCAAUGAUUGCGGGCACACAGUUUCACUUUCGUUUCUCCUUACAGCGACUCUGUGUGUGUUUAGGUUUUGUUUUCCGUUCCUCAGCACGGUGCGCGGCUGCGUCAUCUUUAAGUUUCGCUCCCGAGUUGAUAAAAGUCAGCUGUGAGUCCUGAGGACGCGGGUGGGCGGAAUGUUUUCCUGGGGAGAGCACAGCCUGCGGGGCUUCCGCCUCAGACACGGAGCCCUCGCCGACAGCCACCGGCGUGAUGCUGAUGGUGAUGAUGCGGAUUGUGAUGAUGAUGAUGAUGGGGUCCAGUACGCAGACCUCGGGUACCACAUCACGGACCUGUCGGCAGGUCACAGCGUGCUGGCCUUCUGCAAAAGCAAUGGAAACUCGUUCAUCAUCAGAACGAACGAGAGCCAAGACGGGAGAAGAGUCAGAGGGAAGCAGAUAAUGGUGACAUGCCCCUGCUGUGUCUCCCUCUCAGAGUUUGUGCAAUGUAAGGAGAAGAUCGUGGCUGUGAGCUGCGGAGACGACACAGUCACGCUGCUGUCAGACAGAGGAAACGUCCUGUGUGUGGACACAGCUCACACCUACAUCCCUCGGCCAGUGGAGGCUUUGAGUAACAUCACAGUCAGUCAGGUUGCCUGUGGGAGCCGUCACUCAGUGGCCCUGACCAAAGAUGGUCAGGUGUACACAUGGGGCCAGGACUCCAGAGGCCAGCUGGGUCUGGGGAAGAGGAAGCUCGGUGCCAGUUCACCCCAACACCUCCGAUCUCUGUCAGCGCUCCCUCUGGUCCAGGUCUCUGCAGGGGGAGAGCAGAGCUUCGCCCUCUCUGUGUCUGGAGGUGUGUUCGGCUGGGGCAGGAACGACUGUGGACAGCUGGGGCUGGGAGACAGGACAGACAGACAUACACCUACUGCUGUUCAAUGCCUGAACUUGAAGAAAACUGUCCACAUUUCCUGUGGAAAGGACCACACUGUCACUCUGACCAAGACGGGUGCAGUGUUCACCUUUGGCUCCGGUCAACAUGGACAGCUCGGGCACAACUCAUUCUGCGAUGAACUGCGACCUCGGCUGGUUGCGGAGCUCUGGGGGGCAAAAGUCACCAAGAUCACAUGUGGACGACAUCACACAUUAGUACUAACAGACUCCAAGAGGAUCUACUCCUUCGGGCGCGGAGAAGAAGGUCAGCUGGGACACGGAGAGGAGAGUCACCCGUCUGUGCCGCUACCUGUUAAACUGCCACGAGACUCGGCUGAUGAUCCAAAAAUUACAAACAUCUUCGUAGGAGGAAACUGUUCGUUUGCAAUAUGCACGUCUGAUGAGGAAGUUCAUGAUGAGUCAGACAUCACGAACAGUGUAGCACAGCAUUGUCUUGAUAGCAUGGUUGACAAAUGGAUCGCUGAAUGUAAUUCAAAGUCGUGGAAGAAGAUAAAACAGGAAAUUCACAGGACAUUUUCCUCUGCAUCCUGUGUGAAUAAGAGCUUCCUUGAACAAAGCAAAGACAAACAUUUCCUGACUUCACCAAAGUACUCUGGCCUGAAACUGUCUCUUGCACGACGUGCCUUCAAGAAACUGGUGAAAAAGGAUGAUGUUAUAGCUGAGGUUGAGGCUGCUGUCCAGCACUUGCUUCCCUCCCUUGAUAGGAAGCCGGUGGGUGUGGAGGGGUUGAGGAUCCACCUGCUUCUCAUGGAGCUCCUGUAUGUGAUCCAGAGACACAAACGGCAAGAAACGAGCACAAGGCUUGCUGAGGCAGUCGCUGCUGCAGUACUACGCUUGUCUGAUGACAGCCUCCAGGUCAUAGGAGACUGGUGGUCCUCGCUGUCGCCCUCCACCAUGGUUAAACAUGUAAAGGUGUGGAAGCAGGCCCUCUCAGCGGUCCUGUCCUUUAAGCCUGUACCUCGCAACUCUGGAGUCAGAAACCUGCUGCUAGUGCUCCAGUACAUGUACAACGCCAACUGCAGGAUCGCAGAACCACAGAGGUUGCCAGAAAGUGAUUUUAAUCUGUUGAUUGACAAAGAGUUUCUUCGUGAGGAUGUGCUGUUUUGGCGUUCAAGGUUGAAACGCAAGAAAAUGAAUGCAGAGCCACUCAUCCUCUGUAGUUUUCCAAUCGUGAUGGAUCUGCAAUCAAAGAAACUGGCUUUUGAUAUAAAUGCUAACAGCACCAAGUGGGAAACAAUUUUUCAAAUCAUCUGCAGCAUGCCAUUUGAAUAUGGAUUCCCAUUACCUCAAGAUGUGUUCUUUGAAAUGGACCUGAGGAGAGCAGCUGUUUUGGAAGACACCUUCAAACAAAUGGCUACUGCUCAUCACACUGACUACAAGAUGCCACUUGUGGUAUACUUCGACAAAAAUCGAACAAUUGAUAAUCUUUGCAGAAAAGACUUUUUCUACAAAGUCUUUCACGACUUGGUGUCACUUGAUACUGGCAUGUUCAUGUUCAAUGACAAUGAAACGCUGGCAUGGUUCCCCUCCAAAGCAACACAGGAGGACCAGAGAUACUUCCAGUUUGGGGUUCUGUGUGGAUUGGCUUUGUACAACGGCUGCAUCAUUCACCUGCCCUUCCCACUGGCUCUGUUCAAGAAGCUGCUGGGUGUAAAGCCUUCACUGCAGGAUUUGUUGGAACUCAGCCCAGUUGUUGGAGUGAGUCUGCAGUACAUUCUGGAAGACUGCCAAGAUGACGACUUGGAAAACCUGGAGAUGGAUUUUGUCAUCAGCUGGGAUGGGACAGAGAUCGACCUUGAUCCUAAAAAUCCUGAAAAGCCGGUGACAAGUGAAAACAAGAAGGAGUUUGUGGAAGCCUACGUGAAUCACGUCUUCAACACAUCGGUGGAGGGCGUGUUUGAGGAGUUCAAGCGAGGCUUCUUCCAGGUGUGUGACCGAGAUCUGGUGAAGCUGUUCCGACCGAAGGAGCUGCAAGAAGUUUUGGUGGGCAAAGACCUCCUUGACUGGGCAAAGCUGAAACAGAACACAGUCUAUGAGGGGGGCUACCAUCCGGACCACCCCACCAUACAGAUGUUUUGGGAGGUUUUUGAUGAACUAAAUGAGGAUCAGAAGAAAGCUUUCCUUUGGUUUGUGACAGGCUUUGAAAGGGUGCCGAUUCUUGGCAUGGAAACGAUCGAGAUGAAAGUCGGAGUUGUCAAAAUCCAGGACCUCUCCUACGACCAGUACUACCCGCAGACACAUACGUGUUUCUCAACCCUGGAGCUGCCCUUAUACUCAACUAAAGAGAUCAUGCAAACCAAGCUGAUAGAGGCCCUGAGCAACAGCAAAGAUAUCUACAAGUGAUGGUGGGGCUGUACCUCAAGUAUUCACUGCACCUACAGAGAAGAGGAUACUGUAAUAGAGCACUUUAUUAAUGGAUGAUGGAGAGAAGCCUUUGUAGCUGUUGCCAAUGUGUCUUUGUUUAUGCAAAAGCAAAGUUUUUAAAAGUCUUUUUGAUGAUGAUGAUGAUGUGUACAUAGUGAAAAUUCGGAUAUAAAUAGUACACAUUGUGCUAUAUAAGUUGCAGAAAGUCUUAAGUUAUUUAUUUUACUACAUUGCCUUUCACAAGUGUCUCCUCGGGGGAUAAAGAGUGUUAUAUAGUUGUUAUUUCGGGGCCAAGUUGAACCAGAGAUGUUACAUACAGUGCAAUUCCAUACAGUCAGCAGAAUUACCUACAUUUAUAUUCAUUGUGUAAGUGCGUUAUAUGUAAAUGUUUUGUUGUUGGAGCAAUAAAAAAAAUACAUUCUUCUCAA
This is a messenger RNA of Acanthopagrus latus (yellowfin seabream), 4503 nucleotides long. RefSeq names its product probable E3 ubiquitin-protein ligase HERC3. Lineage: Eukaryota; Metazoa; Chordata; Actinopteri; Spariformes; Sparidae. Gene Ontology annotation, biological process: ubiquitin-dependent protein catabolic process; protein ubiquitination. Bases 956 to 4054 code for a protein of 1032 amino acids. Gene Ontology annotation, molecular function: ubiquitin protein ligase activity. The record is from RefSeq and is a predicted model, not a curated record. The transcript is spliced from 23 exons.